Bombus pyrosoma is the source of this 1843-nucleotide messenger RNA. It is a transcript of the gene Pisd, whose product is annotated as phosphatidylserine decarboxylase proenzyme, mitochondrial. Gene Ontology annotation, molecular function: phosphatidylserine decarboxylase activity. The record is from RefSeq and is a predicted model, not a curated record. Gene Ontology annotation, cellular component: mitochondrion. Gene Ontology annotation, biological process: phosphatidylethanolamine biosynthetic process. The transcript has 6 exons. Bases 305 to 1549 code for a protein of 414 amino acids. Lineage: Eukaryota; Metazoa; Arthropoda; Insecta; Hymenoptera; Apidae.
AAGAAUAAAAGAAUAUAAUUUUAAUAUCAAACUGCUAGAUGGCGUUUUAUAUACGAACAGUAUUGUUCGUACAAGUUUGUAGUUAAGAAAAUCUUUUGUUCUAAUCUAUUUUCUUUAUCUCGAGUUUUUAUAAUAAUCAUUCUCAAGCUACAACUGUUUCUGUAGAUGAGUACUUAAUGUACGUAUGUAUAAAAAUGUCAAAUAAGAUAUUUCUUAAAUUUGUAUAUAAUUCAAGCUAACCUAAGAGUAUAAGGAGAAUAUAAGAAAGUUUAUAUACCUCUAUGUAAUAAAAUUUAUUUUCAAGAUGAAUCUUUAUAAGAUUUAUCACGUAAUUCAAGAUAUGAGCAAAAACUCUUGUAAAUGUUGUAUGAAUAUAUAUACAAAAAGUAAUUCCAAAAUUUUAAUAAAUCAAAGAUUGUCAAAGACAUAUACUUCAAAUAUAAGUACUAGUCGAUAUAAAGAUAAUUCUUGGUACUUAUUUAUAAAGCAACGAAAAUGGAUUGUUCCUUUUGGAAUGGGAGUAACAUUGUUAACAGCAUUACAGUGGAGACAUUUGAAAAAACAUCCAUAUACAACUGAGGACAGUAAUGUGUACGACCCAAUCAAUGUUUUUGUGAUAAAAUGUUAUUAUUUCUUGCCAUUUCGAGUAAUAAGUCGAAUAUGGGGUUGGAUUGCUAGUUUGGAACUUCCAGUUAGUUUAAGACCCACCUUAUAUGGAUUUUAUGCGAAAACUUUUGAUGCUAAUUUAGAUGAAAUUGAUAUAGAGUUAUCAGAUUUUCCAAGUCUUGUUGACUUUUUUGUUAGACCACUCAAAUAUGAUGCAAGACCUAUUGAUCAAACUACAAAUAUAGUUUCACCUGCUGAUGGAAAAGUUUUGUAUUUUGGACCAGUAACUUCAUGUUGUGUACAACAAGUAAAGGGUGUUACUUAUAAUCUUAGACAUUUUUUAGGUGAUAUAAAUACAUUUCAUUCUGAAUGGUCUAAAUUUACUAAAGAAGAAGAUGAUAUUUAUAUAAAAUCUCUUUUAAAAAAUCCAACAAAUCAGCUCUAUCAACUAACAGUUUAUCUUGCUCCAGGAGAUUAUCACAGAUUUCAUAGUCCAACUGACUGGGAAAUAGAAUUUCGUAAACACUUUCAAGGGAAGCUUUUAAGCGUUAAUCCUAAAAUAGCCCAAUAUCUACCAGACUUAUUUUCAUUAAAUGAACGUGUAGUGUAUAUUGGUAAAUGGGCUGGUGGUUUUAUGGCUUAUAGUGCAGUUGGAGCGACAAAUGUAGGUUCUAUAAAAGUUUACUGUGAUAAAGAUUUACAUACAAACGCUCUUAAGUGGCCUGAAGCAAAACGAUGGAAAGAUGCUAGUUUAGGCUGUACACGUUUAAGUAAAGGAGAAUUAUUUGGUGAAUUUAGAAUGGGAUCUACUAUUGUGUUAUUAUUCGAGGCUCCAAAAGAUUUCAAAUUUUGUGUAGAAGUGGGACAAACAAUUAAAGUGGGGCAAGCUUUGAGCGUGUAUACUCCUGAAAUUGAAGAAAAACAAUAUGAACAUUCAUUAUGACAAUUAAUAACGCGCGUAGCGCUUGACUGGAAAUAUAUUUGGAGAGUAGAUACAUAAAUUCUAGAAAUUAAUUUACUGAUAUGGAAAAAAAUGACUUUUUAUGAUAUUAUUGUUAUCUCAAAUAGACUUCAGUGCAAAUGAUUCUGAAAGAAAAUAUAAUGAGUAUUUUAUAUAUUGCACAGUUUGUUAAAAAUUUAAAUUUUAUGAGCCUUUAAUAAAUUCAUAAACAAAUUGUAACAUAACUAAUAAUCAUUCAUAGUUGCCAUUUAAUAUUUGGAGAAAUUUAAUUUUUAU